AUGUGCACAUACUCCUUCCAACGCAUGGUAUGCUGCUGCGCCAAAGGCCCCGAGUGCCCGCAAAUGACCCGCGGCCGCGCCAUCAUCGGCGGCGAGGCCUUCCACUACAUCGACAUGUUCUACGCGGUGGACGACCUGGGCUCGGCGUGCGACUACCAGCGACGGCUGUUCGGGCGGAACGCGGGCCCCACGAUGCACUGUCCGAGAUAUGCCUUUGACGACAAGAGGAUCAUCAAGGGGAGCUUCAGGAAGAGCGAGCUGGCGUGCGUCAAGUGUGCUGAGACGUGUGCGCCCCCGAGCUGUAGUUGGCAGGCUCCUAGGGCGGAGGUGAAGGAGGAGGCGAAGUAA
Fusarium mangiferae is the source of this 348-nucleotide messenger RNA. RefSeq lists its product as uncharacterized. NCBI's taxonomy places the organism in Eukaryota, Fungi, Ascomycota, Sordariomycetes, Hypocreales, Nectriaceae. The coding region runs from base 1 to 348 and encodes 115 amino acids. The record is from RefSeq and is a predicted model, not a curated record. The transcript has a single exon.